This is a messenger RNA of Etheostoma cragini (Arkansas darter), 1859 nucleotides long. RefSeq names its product death effector domain containing (gene dedd). The coding region runs from base 434 to 1645 and encodes 403 amino acids. Gene Ontology annotation, biological process: apoptotic process; regulation of apoptotic process; extrinsic apoptotic signaling pathway via death domain receptors. Lineage: Eukaryota; Metazoa; Chordata; Actinopteri; Perciformes; Percidae. Gene Ontology annotation, molecular function: protein binding; DNA binding. Gene Ontology annotation, cellular component: nucleolus. The record is from RefSeq and is a predicted model, not a curated record. The transcript is spliced from 5 exons.
ACGGAAGAAAUAGUAGACGAAGAACAACGACUAGAACUUUGACCUGGAAGUUCUUUCAUUUUGGCCGAAGAUAAAAUUGUCUCUUUAUUUUUCCUAUGAAGUCAGUCAGGGGACCAAAACCAUGAAACGAACUGUAAUUUCUGGUCUGAAAUAAGUCGUGCCGCACACCGAGAGACAGGAAACAUACCAGUUAAGCAUUUAUCGUGUAGUCGAUCUAAACAGUCACACAAAUCGCAUCCUGCCCUUAAAGAACCUUUGCUGUGCUGUUAGCACUGGGAGGCUAACUUCGCUUUAGCCGCCUAACGUUACCGAACUGUUAUUGUGUUGGACUCGUCAGGGAUAUCCAUAAGGACAGGAGUUUAUCAGCUGGGGCAGAGGAAGACAGCAGGAGUUGCAGGGAUUCAAGCAUCCCUUUUCAUCAUCGGGCCCUGAGAUGACAUCACAGCAGCCUCAGCUUCCCAAUGCUGUUAUUCCACCCCAGCUUGCCCAGAACUCGUCUGCUCAGCAGGCCCGGCCUCACAUUCAGGAUAAUCAGCUGGACUCGAGUCAGAGCAGUGCGACUGCUGGGCCUCUGGAUCCCAGAGCUCUGACCGGCAGGCCGGGCUCCACUGCUGUGGCAGCAGCCAGCGGGGAGGUGGCCAACAGAAACGUCUCUGCCUCCCGCACCAACUCAAGCUUGUCCAGAAGAGAUGGGGGCUUUGAGCCGUGGCCUGAGGAAGCAGUGGACAACUCCCAUGGGCUGUACUCUCUUCACCGCAUGUUUGACAUAGUUGGAGCCCAGCUAACCCAUAGGGAUGUCAGGGUACUGUCGUUCCUGUUUGUUGAUGUGAUUGAUGAGUAUGAGCGUGGCGGCAUCAGGAGUGGAAGGGAUUUCCUGCUGGCGCUGGAGCGCCAGGGUCGCUGUGAUGAGACUAACUUUCGACACGUUCUCCAGCUUUUAAGGAUUAUCACCCGCCAUGACCUGUUGCCUUAUGUCACACUCAGAAAACGGCAAGCUGUGUGCCCAGACCCGGUUGACAAGUACCUGGAAGAGACAUCAGUGCGCUACAUUUCCCCAAGAGGAGCCGUGCGGAGCAAGGAUACUGCGCUUCACAGAAGAACAGGUCCUCACCCAGUCAUUUGCUGUUCUCCGUCAGGACCCCAUGUUGGCCCUCCCCGAACAAAGCCAGCUCCUCUUUUACCAAACCGCAAACGGAGAAGUCAUUCCUCAGCUGACUGCAGAGAGAAGCAAACUUGUGAUAUCCGCCUACGGGUUCGUGCCGAGUACUGCCAGCAUGAGUCUGCGCUUCAGGGUAACGUCUUCUCCAACAAGCAAGAGGCAGUGGAGCGACAAUUUGAGCGCUUCAACCAGGCAAACACUAUCCUCAAAUCCCGAGACUUGGGCUCCAUCAUCUGUGACAUCAAGUUCUCUGAGCUCACCUACUUGGAUGCCUUCUGGAGGGACUACAUCAAUGGAUCACUGCUAGAGGCCCUUAAAGGGGUCUUUAUCACAGAUUCCUUAAAACAGGCUGUGGGCCAUGAAGCUAUAAAACUGUUGGUCAAUGUUGACGAGGAGGACUACCAGGCUGGUCGACGCAAACUGCUACGUAAUUUGGUCACAAGUGGAGGGAGUCCACCUGGAGACAGCAAAGACUCUGUAUCUUAGACGCUCUCCAGGUUGUAGCCUAAGGGAGAAAGGCUGCCGUGCUUUCCCCACAGGAAACAGAGUGAGAUGUGGUUUGUGGUGCCUAAAGUGUGUGCCUAAAAGGAACUGAAGGACUUCCAGCGACUGCUUUAAUUCCUAGAGAGCUAAGGCCAUAGGAUAGCUACUUGACACCCCUAAGCAUAGCAUGUGAGGUCAUUGGGAACAAUGUUGGCAA